Messenger RNA from Acytostelium subglobosum LB1, 591 nucleotides. RefSeq lists its product as hypothetical. The record is from RefSeq and is a predicted model, not a curated record. The transcript is spliced from 3 exons. The annotation marks the transcript as partial. Gene Ontology annotation, molecular function: zinc ion binding; nucleic acid binding. Lineage: Eukaryota; Evosea; Eumycetozoa; Acytosteliales; Acytosteliaceae.
GAAUUCGCACACAAGGAAGCUGCAGACAAUGCCAUUGAUGGCAGCAACAGAACCAACUUCCUAGGUAGAUCGAUUGUCGUCGAGAAGAGCAGCUCUGCAACCAGACGUCCAGUGCCAGGCGAAGGCAAGUGCUUCCACUGCCAGCAAGAGGGUCACUGGGCCAAGGAAUGUCCCGACCGUGAGGGAGAGAGAAGGAGGAAGAGACGGCGGAAGAGACGGAGGAAGAGACAGAGACGGAGGAAGAGAUGGAAGAGUCCACCCCUACAGCCGCGGAGUAACAACAGAGAUAGAUCAAGAUCGAGAUCAAGAGAUAGAAGGUCUCGCUCCCGCUCUAGAUCCAGAGAGAACAGGUCAUCGUUCAGAGUCGCCAGUGGUGGCAGUGGCGGUGACAAGUCCAAGGGAGCAGAUAGGGAGAGAUCCAGGGAUAGGGAGAGAUCAAAGUCUUUGGAGCGCUCCACCAGAUCCGGUGAUGCCGGAGACAGAGCAAGAUCCAGAGACAGAGACGGCUCCCCAGCACCCCGCACCAGAGAGAGAGAUAGAUCCCCAGGUUUCAGCACCAAUGGCGGUGCCAGCAUUGCCAACAAUGGUACA